Molecule: messenger RNA, 4143 nt
Organism: Polistes canadensis
Lineage: Eukaryota; Metazoa; Arthropoda; Insecta; Hymenoptera; Vespidae
Exons: 7
Coding region: 94-3711 (1205 amino acids)
Biological process (GO): spliceosomal snRNP assembly
Cellular component (GO): SMN complex
Molecular function (GO): RNA helicase activity; RNA binding; ATP binding
Source: RefSeq, a predicted model, not a curated record
CAUAUAUAAAUAUAUACAUAUUAUUAAAAGUUUGCGGCUUGUGAUACAGAUUACAAUGUUGAAAUUGGUUAUUUAUAAACGAAUGAACUAUUUAUGAAUUUUGGAAGAAAAAACAUGUUGCAUGCUAUUGCUCAUGAUGUAACAAAGAAACCACGCACUAAGGAUGUAAAAAUACUGGAAGACGUAACUUUCUCUCAAAUGGGGCUUUCUCCAAAUAUUUUGAAUGGUUUAUCUAAUUGUGGUUUUCAAAGCCCAUCACCUAUACAACUCAAAGCAAUACCAUUGGGACGUUGUGGUUUUGAUUUAAUAGUGAAAGCAAAAUCUGGAACUGGAAAGACAUUAGUAUUUAGUACUGUGGCUCUUGAAAUGGUAAAUGUUCAAAUACCUUCUAUACAAGUUUUAAUAUUAGCACCUACGCGGGAAAUAGCUAUCCAAAUUUCGGAAGUUUUGUCAUCUAUAGGUUCUGAAUUACAAGGAUUAAAAGUUGAAUCUUUUAUUGGAGGAAUGAUUCUGGAUGGUGACAAGCAAAAACUUCGGGAAUGUCACAUAGCAGUUGGUGCUCCAGGUAGAGUCAAACAUUUGAUAGAGAAAGGAUUACUUAAAACUGACUAUAUCAGAUUGUUUGUUCUUGAUGAAGCAGAUAAAUUAAUGGAAAACAGUUUUCAAAAAGAUAUCAAUUACAUAUUUUCUAAAUUACCAUCUAGUAAACAAGUUAUAGCAUCAAGUGCAACUUAUUUAGGAGAUUUAGAAUUUUUUCUUCAAAUGUAUAUGUCUUCACCAGUCUUAACAUCCCCAGAUAAUGAUGGACUAAUUCUUUUUGGUUUAAAACAAUUUGUUUCUAUCGUUCCCUCACAUCCAAAUGCUAUGAAACAGGUCCAGAUAAAGGUAAAAGAGCUGGUCAAAAUUUUUAAUAACAUUCCAUUUAAACAAUGUUUAGUAUUUUCAAAUUAUCAAUCACGAGCACAAUCUGUCUGUAAUAAUAUUAAUUCACUGGGUUUUACUGCUACUUACAUAGGAGGAAAUCAAGAUAUGAUUAAGCGACAACAGGCUAUUAAAAAAUUAAAAACAUUGAUGUGUAGGAUAAUGGUAACAACUGAUUUAACUGCUAGAGGUAUUGAUGUUGAAAAUGUAAAUUUAGUAGUCAAUCUUGAUAUACCUGGAGACGCAGCUACAUAUUUACAUAGAAUUGGAAGAAGUGGUCGUUAUGGAUCUCAUGGAGUUUCUAUAACAAUUAUUUCAGACAAUGAAUUACAGUCUUUGAAGAAUAUACUAAGAAAUAUUGGGGGAAAUAAUUUUUCCAUUGCUAAACUUCCUGUAAAAUAUCCAUAUGAUAUUUGGAGUUGUGAUUAUGCAAUAUUCGAUAAAAUUUCUGCCCAUGAUACAGAUGAAGAAAAAAUUGACAAUAGUAUACUUGAUUCAAACAAUGGUUUGAUUUUUACACGUAACGAAAAAUCUCAGAGUAACAAAGAAUUUUUGCAGAAUAGUAGCAAUAAUUCAGAUAAUAUGAAGUUAUUUUUCAAUGAAAGCAACAUAUCAAAUGAGGUUAUAAUUAAUAAUUCAGUAAGUGAAAAUAAUAAGUCUAUUGAACAUAUGUUUAUACCACAAUCAGAAGACAAUACAUUAGCUGACUCAGUACUUGCACAACAGAUAAAAGAAAAGAACGAACAUGAAUAUUCUUUGAAGGAUAAAAUGGAAAAUGAAUUACCAAAUAUUGAUACUUCGUGUAUUAAAAUAUCACCAGAAAAUGUAUACAAAUUUAAAUUAAUAAAUAAUGUCUAUAAUCUAUCUGAAUUACAGAAACUUAACGAAGAUUUUGAGUUUAAAGUUGAUUUAUCUAAUGUUGAGCAAGAUGAAUUAUUAAAUAAUAGUAAUAAUAAAGUAAUGGAAUAUUUUUUCAAAUUUACUCUUAAUAAGAAAUAUAUUACAAAUAUGACUACUCAGACAAACGAUAAAAUUAACACUGAAAUUAGUAUUAGUGACAAUAAUUUGUUAUUUGAAAAUGAGGAAAAACAAGUCCAUUUCACAGAAAAUAAAAAUGCUUUAUGUACCGAGUUAUUAUUACCAGAGAAUACAGAAGACAUUGAUGUUCCUUUUAUUAAAGAAUUAUUGAACUAUUUGCAAAUACAUGCAGAAGGUUUACAAAAACAAACUAAACUUGAUAUAGUACAUAACGGUGAUGAUGACAAUGAUCCUAUAUUAAAUAUAGCCUCAGAAUGGAAUAAACAACUUAUUUUUGAAAUUUAUUUAUUAGACAAAACAAUGGAAAAAAUGUCAGAAUCUGUUUACAAAAUUACAGGAAAAGAAUAUUGUUCAGCUUUGAAAACUUUCUUUCAAGUACAGAGGAAAGCUUUUCUUUGUAUUUAUCCUGAACUUCGUACUGAUAAGGAAAUUGAUGAUACUUAUUUAUAUUCAUCAAAUGUAAAUCUAAACUUACUGGAUAUGUAUAAAGAAAUAGAAGAUUUUAAAAGUCGUUAUAGAAAAUCUGGACAAAAAUUUGAAGCUUACUUUUCCUAUCCGAUAAAAGAACACACUUUUAUGCCAAAUUUAAUGAUAUCGAAUAAAGAAAUUGAGAAUUAUCGUAAUGCAUUAAAAUAUUUACAAAAACAACCAGAUAAUAUAGUAAGAAUUAUGGAGUGGGUAAAACACGUUACUGUCUUUGAUAGAUGUGAAUAUAAUAAUUUUAUUACAAAAAUAAAAGAACAAAAUAAAAUAUCUUUUGAUGAACUAUUUGUUUUUAUAAAACAAGGGACUAAAAAUCAAAGAAAAGAAGUUAAAUUAAAUGAAAAUUCUUCGUAUCUCGCAAUACAUGAAAAUAAUUGUAUUCAAUUAAUAAAUUAUAAUCAUACAGACAGUUCUAUAUUAAAUCCAAUUCACAAACAAAGAGAAACUAUAAAGAGACUUGAUGAACAAAUGAAUGCUAUAAAUCUACUAAAUAAGUUAAAUACAAAUUCUAGCAUAGUAGUCCAUUCAGUUACACGUGAUCAAAAAUGUAAUACUAAUCUACAAGUAACGAAUGAAAGUAAUGAAACUGGUUUUCUAGAUAGAUUAUCAUUGAAUGUUUGUAAUACACCAACUCCAAUUGUAUAUAAGAAAACAAAAUGUAAUUAUAGACAGAAGAAACACUCAACAAAAACAUCUACGAAUUCAGAAAAGAACUUAAAUUUUAUUCAAACUACUUUUGUCCCAUUGGCAGAACCAUGCAGUGGACAAGUAGAUGUGGAAACCAUUAGUAGUCAUAAAAAACUGGUGCAUAAUUUUGAAAAUUUAAUUUCUAAAAAAUUUUUAGAUACAAAACAAAAUUCUAAUAUUAAUGUACAAACUACGGUACCAAUUUGCCAUAGAAAACAAUGCGAAGUUGAUACAAAAUCUGAUGAAGUUUAUUCUCACUGCAAUGUUAAUAAGUGGAAUAGUUAUGAUUACAAACAUAAUAUAGAUCCUUGGAUACAAUCUUGUUAUUUUAAUAACUAUUAUGUAGAUAAUAAUUUUUCUUAUAAUUUAAUUUAUGAUAGAUGUCAAAAACAAACUUUUCCAAGUAAUAAUUAUUACAAAUCAAGAAUUAGCCAAAAUGGUUUAAAUUAUUCUGUUAAUUCUGAUUCUAAAGAAGAAAUACAUAUUGAAGAAUUUUUUAAAUCUAUUAGAAGCCAAACUAAUAAUUUACAUUUGCAAAUUUAUCAAUCUCAGAUGUUAGGGAAGUAUACUGAAGAUGAGUAGCGAUAAUCAAAUGAUGCACUUAUACAUAUAAAUAUAAAUAGACGUACUUAUAAACUAAAUGUUAACUUAUUUUUGGUCAUGAUUUCCAAUGAUUGAUUUAUAAUCGAUUGGGAAUAUAUAAUGAUAUGCGAAAUGGUUGACGGUAAAAGGUCAUGUGGUAUGCAUUUAUAAGAUGCAUGUACUGUGUGCCAUAUGUAACCUUUUACUAUCGAUUCCGUACUACUUGAUCUUACGUAAUUCAAUUGAUCUUUCUCAAUUGAAUUUUGUGGAAUUACAAAUCGUAUAUAUUUUUAUUAAGUUAAAAGAUUAAUGUAAAAGAUGUGUAUUAUAGCGUUUUAGGAUAAGGAACAAUAUUACGUUUAUGGUUAAGUACAUAUAAAAUAUAAGAACUUCAUAAUACUUCCUGCAAUAAAAGCUACCUUUUAAUAAUGA